AUGCCGUAUCGCGUGUUUCUGUCCAAGUUCGACUUCAUGGAAGCGGCCAUUGAGAAUGCGGAGCUGAAGCCAGAAGACGUGAUCAUUGUAACGGAUUCAGACACAAUCUUCACUGGUGUGGAUCUUAAUCCGUUCCUGGAUCGCUUCAUUGCGCAGUCCGCUGCGACACCCGAGGAGCUGGACGCGUUGGCUGUGCGGCAGGGCCGUGCGAUGGCACCGGUUCUAUUUAGUGGGGAUCCGGGCUGUUGGGCAUCGAACAUUUUCGAAUCCGCAACUAAGUGCAGACGACACUUUGGUGGUCUUCGGAAGAGGAUUCGCCGUUACGCCGCUGCACAUCCCGAGCAUGAGAUCGCGUUAUCUUUUGACUCGACACUACAACGUUACGUGAACUCAGGCACCAUGAUUGCCCGUGUGUGGGCGUACAAGGAGUUCCUACAGCAGAAGAACGAAUUAACCAAAACACAAAUUCCACCAUUUAGUGUUGAAAAAGGGUGGGACUGUGAUCAGUCCGUCUAUACAGCGCUCUUUCUGGAUCUCAUCACGUGGGAAGUCGAGCAGGACGUUUUGUCGAUGCCAGUUCUCAAGCAGCAAGUGGCUCGGUCUCCUUACGGUGGGCGUGCAGGAUUUUAUGAAAUUGACUACAGUAAUAUGCUUGCAGGUGUUUAA
Molecule: messenger RNA, 666 nt
Organism: Phytomonas sp. EM1
Lineage: Eukaryota; Euglenozoa; Kinetoplastea; Trypanosomatida; Trypanosomatidae
Source: the annotation of a GenBank genome assembly